AUUCCUAGCAGCAUCACUGGUACUUCUCAGCAUCCCGGAAGUCCAGCAUCAUUUUCUCUUUCAGGAAGAGAGAGACGCAUCAUCGCCAGAGCUUUGACAACAACGGGGACACUGGCAAAAACAUCGGCCAGGCCGGCAGACAUUCACUCUGUUUUGCAAGUGGAAAUCCAAUGAAAAGGGUGCAGAAAGGGUAAACAUGGUGUCAUCACUUUUAUGAGUGGGAGAGAAAGUCAGGCCUCCGAAGAUCUUUAGUACAAAUGAAGUGACCAACAGGAAACAAUGUCAUCGUUCCAGGUGGUGGAUUCAUCGCCGGGCAGCAGCGUCAGCGUGAUGGAAACGUCCAACUUUGCCCACGUUAUUUUUCAGAAUGUGGGGAAGAGUUUCCUACCCCAGGCACCCUUGGAGUGUCGUUACACCCUGACCCCUUACAUUACUCCCCACCCCAAAGACUGGGUGGGCAUUUUCAAGGUGGGUUGGAGCACAGCCAGAGAUUACUACACCUUCGUUUGGUCUCCUAUGCCUGAAAACUAUGAACCAGGAAGUACUGCGCACAGGGCUGUGGUGUUUCAAGCUUAUUAUGUUCCUAAAUCUGAUGGAGAGUUUUACCAGUUCUGUUACGUCACUCACGCUGGUGACAUCAGAGGAGCCAGCACACCCUUCCAGUUCAGGUCAGCCACGCCCACCGAAGAGCUGCUGACUGUUACUGAGGAUGACAGCAACUCCGACAUACUGGUCGUCACCACCAAAACGGGCCUGCUAGAGCGUGUGGAGGAAGCACAGCAGGAGCGCAGGGAACUGCUGAAAGCUAUGCGUCUCCUGCAAGAGGAGAAGCAACAGCUGCAGGAGGAGCAGAAGCGACUGGCCAGGGAAAGGGAGCAGGAGAGGGAGACGUGCUGCCUGCUGCGGACACAUAACCAGGAGCUGCUGCGUUCUUCACAGGGCCUGUCAGAAGAGAGGGAGGAGGUAAGGCGGAGGCUGACAGAGGCUACGGACCGAGUACGCCAGCUAGAGGAGGACCUGCUGGGAGUCACUCAGAGGGGCCUGCAAAAGGAGACAGAGCUGGAUUGUCUGCGUGAUCGCUUAAAGAAGCUGACAGCAGAGAGAGACAGUCUGGAGAGCCAGCUGAAGAAUGAGAAGGAUGAGCGAGAUCUUUAUAAGGCCCACCUGCGCAGCACAGAACUGGAGAACACUAAGCUGAGCGCAGAGCUUCAGAUGCUAAAGGCGGUGGAGCUGAACCGGGAGGUGACCAUCGCUCAGUUCCAAGAGGAGCUGGAGAGGCUCAGGGCCUGCGUUGCACAGAGAGACAGUCUGGAGAAAGAGCUGCUGGCACACAAAGCUGACAAAGCAGAGCUGGCCCGUGUACGUGAGCAGCUCCGUCAGGCUGAGGAGCAGCUCCAGGCAUCCCGGCAGCAGGCCUCUCUGCUAGCCUCGGAGCUGCGUGACUCAGCCAGUACUCGCGACCACACGAUGACCGAGCUUUACCGCGCCCGCUUAGAAGCCGACAAGCUCCGUGCCAGUUUAGCUGAUGCCCAGGCAGAGUGCCAACGCAUGGAGAGCCAGCUUGACCGCAUGAGGAGCACUGCACAGAAGGAAGUGGGUGUUGGGACCAAUGGGGACAUGACCCCCAACAUGAUUGUGGUGUCAGAGGCAGAGGCUGAGCUGCAGAGGGAAGUGGAGGAGCUGAAGCUGCGUCUCCACAUGGCUGCUGAGCACUAUAAGGAGAAGUACCGGGAGUGUCAGCGCCUCCGCAGACAGGUGGCCAAACUGAACACAGCGGAGUCCCAAGGGGAGCCAAAGAGAAAUGCAUCUACUGAGACAACACUGGAGCCACUGACCCCUAGUCCAGAGUCACCAACAGGAGGAAAUAUAGCUGCGGCAGUCCUACAAGAAGCUGUUGAGAUGACAAUCACUCCAGACGUCAGCAACAAGGAAGUCACAAAUGCUGAUACACAAGUGUGCACAGAGAAGGAGGAGCAGAAGACACUGAAUACACUUGAAGAGAAAGCUGAGGUGAAGGUUGAAAGUCAAGUUAAACAAAUGGAUGAGAAUGAAAAAGAGGAGUGGAAGGAGAGCCUGCCGGAAGAGAGCCUGAGGAUGGCGAGUUGGGUAGAAGUGGAGAACGAGAGGCUGGGCGCUGAGGAAAACAGUGAGGUGGAAGGGGCCCUGAAUAUGGAGGAGCUGAGGGACGGUGCCGAGGAGCAGGGGCUGGAGGUAGAGGAGAGGUGCAUGGAAGAGGCAGAGAAGGAGCAGACUCGUUCAGUGGAGGAGGAGCUGGCAAUGAUGGAGGAGAAAUGGAGGGAGCAGUGCGCAAUCAACGAGACACUCAAACAACGGCUGGCUGACGAGGAGGAGCGAUUCAGAGUCCAAAUGGCAGAGAGAGCCAGCGAGGUCACCGAACUGAAACGCAACCUUGCCCAGGCUCUCAGAGACAAAGAGCAAUUACAGGAGCAGUUGCAGCGUUACAUGUCCAGGCAGAGGGAGCAGGAGGUUGCUGUUCAGGGUGCUGAGGUCCGGCAGCCAAUGGUGCUGCGCUACCCUCUGCCCUACCCCCAGCAUCCCUCCCCUCCGCCGCUGGUGCCGCAGAGGCCCGCUGAGCUGCAGUACGGCAAUCCUUACUCCACCGACACCACAAGAGAUCGGGGGGAUGUUGCACUUUCCCCUGAGCACGUGUCCCGUCCCCCACCUGAGGCUCCAUCCUGCACCCCUCCCUGCGCACCUCCGAUCUCACCGUCUAGCCCGGGUCCGGGAGCACCAGGCUGGGAUCGAGAGGUGGUCUGCAUCCAACCCUCCCGUAGCACAAGUCCCCCCGAGACCCUCGAGCAUCCACCAGAGGAGCCACAAAAUGUGGGAGAUGGGGCUCAGCAGUCCUGUGAUCAUCAGCCCAACAGACGCAGUGAAACCAGGAGCAGCUUCUGCUUUGACUCCAGUAGUGACGUUCACAAGCGCUGCCCGCUGUGCGAGGUGAUCUUCCCGCCGCACUUUGAGCAGCGCAGCUUCGAGCAGCACGUCCAGAGCCACUGGAAGGUGUGCCCCGUCUGCUCCGAGCAGUUCCCGCUCAACUGUCAGCAGCAGCUCUUCGAGCGGCACGUCCUCACGCACUUUGACGGCCACGUCCUCAACUUUGAGCAAAUCGAAUGAAGGGGAGGGGGUUCCGGCAUACUGUAUGGGUAAAUAUGUGUCGCUAUUAGUUGAUUUUGACUCGGGUUUGGUUGAUUUAUCUUGUUAACAUACAAUCAUUUGCACUUUUGUUGUGAUUUUUCUCGGGGGUUUUUUUUUUCCUUUUUGUUUGGAACGUUUAAGAGAAUGUAGUCUACUUCUGAAAGGAAGCAGAGUUUGUACUUAGGCGGCUAGUCCUCCCAAGUUAUUUAGCAGCUUUUCACGUUAACAUACAAUCAUUAACAUUCAGGAAUAGUGCCACAAUCCUUUGCUUUUCUAGCAUCUUUCUCCUUCAAGGGAUUAAAUGCACAAAUAUAUAUAUUUUGUGUUCCAAAACAAUUCACAGACACAAAGCUGAACUGGGACUCCGAGGGAAAGCAUCCUAAACGUCCCUGUUCUUUUAACUUCUCCGAACAUGCAUACACCAAGUGAGAAAUCAUCCAAGGCAGUGAGUCGUCCUUUAUUUGUCCUCAGAGUAUGAUGCUUCGCAAGACGCGAGAGAUAAGAGCAUAAAUGCAAAGUGAAUAUGAAUAUGUGACAUCUUAAAAGAGUCGCCUGUGCGUGUACAUAAAAAGUGAAGAACUGUGUGGUGGAGAUGAAAUAUUGUACGUAUGAGAUGGUUUAAACACAAAAGAAAACAGCACUACAUUUUCAUGUAUCUGCACUAAAUAAGGCUUUAUUCUGAAUGUACUGUACAUAAAUGAAAAGAAAUAUAAAUUGUGGCGAUACCUGUGAAUUACGUUGUGAACCCGCCUCCCCUUAUCGUUACCUCCCUCAUAUUUAAAAGAAGACAGGACCAAUGAUGUUUUACUUCCUGGCGUGCACUUUCUUGAUCUUAGGUCGGCCGUACGAAGCUGGGCUUAGGAGAUAAUGAACCUCGUUUUUGGCUAAACUGGCUGCCGGACACGGGGUUAGACUUGUUACGUACUUUCAUGUUUUACAGUCACAGUCUGUUAGCCCUCAUGACUGAAUGUCGUUUAUGUGCGUCUUCACGGGGCUUCAUCACCACCGCUUGUUUAUUUCAGUCAUUAUGCGUGUUGUAACCAGGCUUUUUAAAAAAAAAAAAGAAAAAGGAAAGAAACGCACAUGUCCAGUCAUCACAAGACAAAACUGUGUAUGUAUGUCACGUGUCCGAUGCAGGCCUUUUCAUGUGAGAAUGGUUUAAGUGGUGCUGCAAAGAUCUUUAUGAAUAAAGUCAGCUUGUCUAAAUGCA
This is a messenger RNA of Pundamilia nyererei, 4369 nucleotides long. RefSeq names its product Tax1 (human T-cell leukemia virus type I) binding protein 1a (gene tax1bp1a). The transcript has 18 exons. The coding region runs from base 280 to 3138 and encodes 952 amino acids. The record is from RefSeq and is a predicted model, not a curated record. Lineage: Eukaryota; Metazoa; Chordata; Actinopteri; Cichliformes; Cichlidae.